Dunckerocampus dactyliophorus (ringed pipefish) is the source of this 7626-nucleotide messenger RNA. RefSeq names its product integrator complex subunit 6 like (gene ints6l). The transcript has 17 exons. Bases 1002 to 3503 code for a protein of 833 amino acids. NCBI's taxonomy places the organism in Eukaryota, Metazoa, Chordata, Actinopteri, Syngnathiformes, Syngnathidae. Gene Ontology annotation, cellular component: integrator complex. The record is from RefSeq and is a predicted model, not a curated record. Gene Ontology annotation, biological process: snRNA 3'-end processing.
UACCACAACACUUUGCAGUGUAAUAACUGUUCCAUGACUAUUUUUAUAGUUCCUUUUCAAAGCGGUGGAAUUAAGACACAUUGAAGUUCAUACAAAGAGAUGAUUGACAUUUGGCUCCUUAUUCUCAUCAAUUAUUUUGAGCAUUUUUCUCUGAUCAGCAUUGCAGGUCAUCAUAGUAUAAGCCUAAAAAUGGAUAUUGUCAUCCAUGUUAUGCUGUGAUUGAUAUGCACUCAUUACAUUCAUUAAUAGUGCAAAUCCAGUUUUACAUUUCUUAAUCCAAGAUGCAACAUUUGUUUUUCCUCCCUUCUUUGCUUGCCUUAUGUUGUGUGUGUCUCCUUUGUGCAUGAAGGAUUAUGCUGGAAGGACAAGGUUUUACUGCAUGGGACUGCUCUGAUUGUGCAGUUACACUGGCAAUAAAUUGUUGAUGGAGAAGGAGAGAGCGGCGGUUGGGUGGGGAAAAAAAAAGAAAAUAAUCUGUAGUCUAAAUUAUUGAGUGCAAUCUAGGCCUUAUACUUUAUGCCUUUUGCAAAGCGUGUAUGUACUGGAGUGUAUGUCUGGUGUACUUCUCUGUUUGGCUCAGCCACUGAGCACUGUGGCUUGAAUGACCUAAUAUUAUAUGUGCAACAGCAAUGAGAUUCCACCCACAUUCUGGGUUUGGACUGCUAAUCCAUAAUUCUACCCUGUGACAAUGUUCUAAGAAAACACAUUGAUACAGACACUUGAAGCUCUCUUCUGCCCCUCCCUUUUGGACAUGGGAAGCGGUAAGCUUGCAGGUCAUCCUUAGAUUAAGCAUGAAGCUACAGCACUAAAGUACUUGACCUCACUGGAGGAAAGUCUAAGAGCAGUUCCACACCCACAUCCUCUCCUAUGGGACUCCACACAGAGAACAGGCAGCAGUGGGAGGUGUAUUUUUGGACACUCUUAUAGAAAAUGAGACUCUUCUGCAUGGCUCUAGCUGUCUUCUAUUUACAGCAGGUUGGAAGGAGAACCACGCCACCUUCAUGUGUGAGCUGAAGAACUUGCAAGCGUCCGGAUUGACAACGUUAGGCCACGCUCUUCGCACAGCCUUUGACCUGCUUAACCUCAACCGCCUCGUCUCCGGCAUAGACAAUUAUGGACAGGGGCGUAACCCUUUCUUCCUUGAGCCAUCCGUGAUCAUCACAAUCACAGAUGGCAACAAACUUACCCACAGCUCGGGGGUCCCAGACGAGCUGCACCUGCCUCUAAACUCCCCUCUGGCUGGCAGCGAGCUGACCAAAGAGCCCUUCCGCUGGGACCAGAGGUUGUUUGCGCUGGUGCUUCGGCUCCCGGGAGCAGCCACGGCAGACAACGAACAGCUCGGUAGUGUCCCCACCGAUGAGUCUGCCAUCACCCAAAUGUGUGAAGUCACAGGAGUAGCACACAUUCUUGUUUUUGUCUCAGGGCGCUCAUACUGCGUGCGAACUCAGAGAAUGCUGAACCAGUGUCUGGAGUCUCUAGUUCAAAAAGUUCAAAGUGGUGUUGUCAUUAAUUUUGAGAAAACGGGGCCAGAUCCUCCUCUUGUAGGGGAAGAAAACUCAGAAUCAAGUCGAUCUGUGUCAUCCUUCAGCCCGCAGCUGUGGCACAGCUGCCACAAACUCAUCUAUGUGCGGCCCAACCCCAAAACAGGGGUGCCAGUUGGGCAUUGGCCCAUACCAGAGUCCUUCUGGCCGGACCAGAACUCUCCUACGCUGCCCCCUCGGACUGCCCAUCCGGUGGUACGUUUCUCCUGUGUGGACUGUGAGCCCAUGGUGAUAGACAAGCUUCCGUUUGACAAAUAUGAACUGGAGCCUUCUCCUCUCACCCAGUACAUUCUGGAAAGGAAGUCUCCACACAUGUGCUGGCAGGUGUUUGUCAGCAGCAGUGGGAAGCAAAAUGACCUGGGACAGCCUUUUGGUUACCUGAAAGCCAGCACCACUCUCACAUGUGUCAACCUUUUUGUCAUGCCUUACAACUACCCUGUGCUCCUCCCACUCCUCGAUGACUUGUUCAAAGUGCACAAACUAAAGCCAAACCUCAAGUGGCGACAAGCCUUUGAGAUGUACCUGAAAACCAUGCCUCCGUACUACCUCUUACCUUUAAAAAAGGCCCUGAGGAUGAUGGGGGCACCUAAUUUAAUUGGAGACAGCAUGGACUGCGGUCUGAGUUACAGUGUCAUCUCCUAUUUGAAGAAGCUCAGCCAGCAGGCAAAGAUAGAGUCUGAGCGAUUAAUUGUGUCUGUGGGGAAGAAGGCACCCCAGGAAACUGGCAUAAGGGUGAAGAACCACUCCAGCUCACUGUCUCUGGCCCACCGGCGAGACUUUAAACAGCUACUACAGGGAAUCACUGGAGAGGUUCCACUUCGCAUGGUGGACAUCAACGUCAAGGAGUUUGCAGGUUUUCAGAUCGCACUCCUCAAUAAGGAUGUAAAGCCUCAAAGUUAUCGAAAUGCAUACGACAUCCCAAGACGGAAUCUUUUGGAUCAGCUCACUCGAAUGCGCUCCAACUUACUGAGGACGUCACAAAAACUAAUCAGAGGUCAAGAUGAAGAUUACCUGCACAGUAUUCCCGUGGCUCAGAUGGGAAACUACCAAGAGUACCUGAAGAUGAUGCCGUCUCCUCUGAGAGAGAUCGACCCAGAUCAACCUAAGCGUCUGCAUACGUUUGGGAAUCCUUUCAAGCAGGAUAAGAAGGGAAUGAUGAUCGAUGAGGCCGAUGAGUUCGUUGUGGGCCCUCAAAACAAGAAAAGGGGAAAUUCGGGUGAUUCCAAUGCUGGUGCCACUCUGAAGAGAAGGCGGAGCAUGUCACCGUUACUACGACGGCCCCAGACUCCACCUGUCAAUACCAACCACAUUCUCAUUGGAAAGAGUCCUUCUGCAGUUCAAGGGCAACAGAACCUCCCAAAGGUGAUACCAGGACAGCACAAGGGAGUGGACGGCAAUGUGGCGGUCAUUGAGAGUAAUGGUGAUGGCGUUCCUGGGCUGGAAUCAGGAGACAAAUGGCCCAGUGAGAUGGACUUGGUAGCAGGGGCCCAAUCUUCCCUCAACCUGGAGGGUAAGGCCACGCCUGGAGCAGUGGAUCGUGGGGAAGACGCCAAAAUGACAGAGGAGAAAGCGCUGGUGGAAGAUGGUCAAGAGGAGCAGCCACUAGAGGAGAGAUACAACUGUGAACGUUUGAGUCCACAGAGCCAGACAGAGAGCGCAGACGCUGAUCCCUCCGUGCUGGAGACCAUCUACAUACCCCCAUUAGAUGGCAGUCAAGCAGAGCUGAGGACGCGAGUCAUCAAGGAGGUCCGCAAACCUGGAAGAAACAUUGAGGCAAUACUGGGACUACUGCAGCAAGUGAAAGGACCGGUAAAUGUCCAACGCUACUUCAUCCAACAUGCCAUCAAAGAGGCCUCCAGGUUCAAGAAGCGGGUGCUGAUCCAGCAGUUAGAGCUCACCCUUGCCGAGUUGGACGACAAACACGACGCGCCGUCACAACUUCCCAAUGAUCCCGGCAGUUAGUUUCACUACUACCAAACUACAAAACAGGGGGACAUAGUUUGAGCUGUGUGCCAAGAAUAAGAAGCCCAAAAAAAGACAAAGGCACUUCUACCGGAGCGGUCCAUGUGCUGUUACAUCACAUCCUGUUGGCAGAACACAUCUACUGGGGAAGAGUAGAUGGACUUUUUACAGUGGUGUGAAAAAGUGUUUGCACCUAGAUUUCCAAUUUUUCCCAGUUUGUCACACUUAAAUGUUUCAGAUCAUCGAACAAAUUUAAAUAUUUGUCAAUGACAACACAACUGAACACAACAUGCAGUUUUUAAAUGAAGCAUUUUAUUAUUAAGGGAGAAAAAAGGUCCAAACCUACAUGGCCCUGUGUGAAAAAGUGAUUGCCCCUUUAAAAUACUUAAGUGAGAAUAAUUGAGAUCUAUCAGUCUGGAAAAGGUUAUAAACGCAUUUCAAAAGCUUUGGGACUCCAGCCAACCACAGUGAGAGCUAUUAUCCACAAAUGACGAAAACAUGGAACAGUGGUGAACCUUCCCAACUGAAAAGACCCCAAGAGCUCAGCGCCGACUCAUCCAAGAGGUCACAAAAGACCCCACAACAACAUCCAAAGAACUGCAGGCCUCACUUGCCUCAGUUAAGGUCAGUGUUCAUGACACCACCGUAAGAAAGACACUGGGCAAAAACGGCCUGAAUGGCAGACUUCCAAGACGAAAACCACUGCUGAAGAAAAAGAACAUUAAGGCUCGUCUCAAUUUUGCCAGAAAACAUCUUGAUGAUGUUUUUUGAUGAUUGGUAAAAUACUCUGUGGUCUGACGAGACAAAGUUGAACUUUUUGGAAAGUGUGUGUCCCUUUACAUCUGGCAUAAAAUUAACGGCACAUUUCAGAAAAAGAACAUCAACAGUAAAAUAUGGUGGUGGUAGUGUGAUGGUCUGGGGCUGUUUUGCUGCUUCAGGACCUGGAAGACUUGUUGUGAUAAAUGGAACCCUGAAUUCUGCUGUCUACCAAAAAAUCCAGAAGGAGAAUGUCCGGCCAUCUGUUCGUGACCUGAAGCUGAAACAAACUUGGGUUCUGCAGCAGGACAAUGAUCCAAAACACACCAGAAUGUCCACCUCUGAAUGGCUGAAGAAAGAAAGACUUUGGAGUGGCCUAAUCAAAUCCUGACCUGAAUCCUAUUGAGAUGCUGUGGCAUGGCCUUAAAAAGGCGGUUCAUCCUCGAAUACCCUCCAAUGUGGCUGAAUUACAACAAUUCUGCAAAGAUGAGUGGGCCAAAAGUCCUCCACAGCGCUGUAAGAGACUUAUUCCAAGUUAUCGCAAACAACUGAUUGCAGUUGUUGCUGCUAAGGGUGGCCCAACCAGUUAUUAGGUUUAGGGGGCAAUCACAUUUUCACACAGGGCCAUGUAGGUUUGGAUUUUUGUCUCCCUUAAUUAUAAAAUGUUUAAUUUUAAAACUGCAUUUUGUGCAGUUUUGUUCAUUAAAGUGCGACAAACAUGCAACAAAAAAAAAAGAAAUCAGGAAGGGAGCAAACACUUUUUCACACCACUGUAUAUAAUUCUCUUCAUACAGACAGAUGACACUCACAAUCCACACUCCGCCAGACAGACAAUAAGCCAUAAAACAUGUUCAAACGGCAGCACAGAUCUUUCUUAAAGGCUCCAACCACAACUGCCAUGACUCAAGCACUGUCUUUUCACAAUUGGUGUCUAUAUUGUGAAAGCAAUAUAUACUGUAGGUAGUGUCGUGGUCAGGGUUGUUGGCGCCCUUUGAAUUUCAAGUACAUUUUAUUUGACUAUCUUCAGAAAAAAUAGAAAUCAACUAAAUUUGAAGUGCAAAGAAGGCAUGAAUAAGUCAACCCAUAAAACCUCCAUGCUGCUGGUGUCAUUCAGGCUAUUUCACAUCUGCUGGUACACUUAAUUUUAGCUCGCUAUGGAGCUGUCAGUAAGAUUUGGGUCAGGCUUGUUUAAAACAGUCCUUGUGAAAGGUCUUCAUAGUGGAAAAGCACCCGCACUAAGCAGCCCCAGAUCAUCUGCUAUCGUUAUUGAGGUGAGCCUUUCACUGUUCAUCAUGGGAGAACCUCCACUAUAUUACACCAAAAUAGGGUAUUAUUUGUGCCCUUUAGUUUCAUUUUAUUACAAACAAAAUCAAAACUUUAUCAAUGAGAGUGUGGCCAUGUUGUGCUCUUCAUGAUCAAACUGCAGAUUUUAGCUAGUGAGCUUGUUCUAGGCAGUAAAACAUUGUUUUAUAAUAAAUUAAAGUGCAAACUAUUAUUCUAUAUAUAUAAUAUAUAUGGGAGACAAAGUGUGCAAAAAACAUGAAAAGCAAAAUACAAAUCUCAUGGCCACUUUGUGUUUGUUUUGUCAAGACCCGCUGCUCGUAGAGAGGAGCAUGCUUUCAUGUUGGAGUUCCAAUAAGACCAGAAAACGUUUCAGUAAAUUCAAAGGCGCUAACCAUCCUGACAUGACUGUAAAACAUUUCUUGAAAAUACCUUCAAAAUUCAUCUUUAGGUGAUUUUUAAAAAAAAAAAAAGCGUAAUGGCAAUAUAUGCAGAAUGUCACAGAUGUACUGACAUGCUGCAAACAAAUCCCAUGCAAUGGUGGUAUUGUGUUAGUGUUAGGAUGAAACACACAGAGAGGUCACCAUCCUUAGAGCAAUAGAAGACUUGUCUUACUGGUGUGCAGCGGUCAGUGUCCAUUGUCAACACACACAUUUUACAGUUUGACUCUUGGGGGAGUUUAAGCAGAUUUGCUGUCAUUUCCAGCAACUUGACCGUAACCAUAACCACUUAGCUGAGAAUCAUGUCUCCCAGUUGAAUUUUCAAAAAAAAAGUCCCUAGAAGUAUGCCAAGGCAUGAACACACACACACACACACACACACACAAUGUUUCUCCAUUGACUGGUUGCGUCACCGGUUGAUUGGAAGGAAUCUGCUGCAUUGACUCCUUUGUUUUCAUGACCAAUGUACACUACUGUUUCAUGUUCAUAAGGAAGACUGAUUAUUUUUCUCUAUUUGUUCAUUUCAGAGGAUGACAAAUAUUUUGAAAGUCAAUUUUGUAAACUUAGAAUUUUAUUGAAUUUUUGUAACAAAACAAAUAAACCGCCUGUAAAAUGGUAUAUCUGCUGUUUCCAAUACGUGUGUGCAUAAGUAAGUUUGGUUUGAAUGCAUGCACAUUUUUUUAGCAUAUUAUUAACAGUACUCAGCAUGGAUUUCCCUUUUCGGUAUUGACAUUUUAUGCCAAACACGCGCACGCACACAGGAACUCAAAUGUUAGGUGGUGGGAGCUUGUAGGUGGUCUAAAGGGAAACAGGCUUCAGCUUGAGCAGCCCUUUUCCGCUUGGUCUGUCUCCUUUUAAUGUAGUGUAACAUUGUUUUGGGAUGGAAAGAACUACAGGGGACCAAAAGCGCCUUUUGAAAAAGUGCUGGAGACACGUCCCACCAUGCCCCGCUGAUUCUUUAGUCAGUGUACAGCUUGUCUAGCGCUACAGAUUUACAGUCCACUCAACAUGAUGCAACACACAUCCAUUGUUGUCUGCUUACUGUCAUUGGUCUUGCCUACAGUCAAGCAUGAUGAAGCAUGAGUGCUGCAGGGACUGGUGAGCUGGUGAGGUGAAUUUCAGCAUGUAUUGUCACACAAAAUACUGGCACUUUCAACCAGGCGUUUUCAUAAUUUUAUUUGUGAGGGGAAUGUUGCCUAAAGCGAAGGGCUCAGGUCACCAUGAAGGCUUCAAAAAAAAAAGUAUUACUCUCUCAGGUAUUUAUCUCAGUAAAAAUAUCACAUACUGGCUAAUAAAACCAUAAAAAAUAUCAAAAGUAUUCUCAUUGAAAGGUUUUUUAUGUUCAUGUCUAUGGGAGACUAUCCACUGUUAAAGAUCAGCCAGCAUCACCAGCCUAUGUAAACCGUAACCGCAAACGAGUACAGUAGUAAUUUCCUUACCCGAAAGGUCUCGUUUUGUUCAGGUUCCUCUGCUGACACCUGGUGGCCAACGGUAAAAACAGCACCCCCCCAGUUGAUUUACAUGACGUAACUGAACAGCCUUGAUGUCCGCCACUUCUUUCUUCAUCACAUUUCAUUACCAUGUAGUAGUAGCAAUUCAUUUUUGAAAUAACCACAUUAAAUGUCAAUAUCGGGGUAAAAUCAGGU